Molecule: messenger RNA, 5333 nt
Organism: Andrographis paniculata
Lineage: Eukaryota; Viridiplantae; Streptophyta; Magnoliopsida; Lamiales; Acanthaceae
Product: protein GFS12
Exons: 16
Coding region: 169-5139 (1656 amino acids)
Biological process (GO): protein phosphorylation
Molecular function (GO): protein kinase activity; protein binding; ATP binding
Source: RefSeq, a predicted model, not a curated record
AUAAGUAAUGGGCUGGGCUUUCGAAUAGGCCCAUAAGAUGGGCCAUAAUUAAUUCGAUGGAACGACGUCCUUGCGUUUUGGCAGUUGUCUUCUCAACCCAGCUCUGAAUGAACGAAAUGAUUUGCAGUCUAAAAUUCUCAAGGAACAGUCGACAUUCUUGGAAAUGAAAUGGAAAUGGAAAUGGGAAGUGAGCCGGGAAUGUGCUUCGAGUGCCUUCAACAACGCAUUGAAAUUGAUUUCUCCGGGAGACUCACUUUCGUCCACGGUCUCACCUGUUCUCCCCUCCCUUUCGGUUCUAGCGCAGUCGUUCAGGUGUCAAAUUCUGGUGGAGUAGCAUCGCAGCAACAGUUUGUAUUGAAUUAUGUACCUUAUAGUGCAGGGGAUUGCUUUUCCCGAUACAUUGAUGAAUAUUGUGCCCUUGAAGCUGAUAAUUGUAGCACCAGAGAGAACUUGGACUCCUCUUAUGUAAAGAAAGAUGCAACAGAGUUUAGUGAUGAGAUUUUUAGUAAUAAACAUUCCACUUCAGAUGCAAAGAACACUGAAUGUAGACAUUUCAUGAGUGGGGGCAGAAAUACAUACCUUACUAGAUGUGAUUUGUGUAACAUCAGCAGUAUAUUUUCUUGUUCAAGGGCAAUUACUUCAUUGGCACCAACUCCUCAGAUUGGGUGUGCAUCAUAUGAAUUAUUUGAAGAAAUUGCUUCAUAUUUCUCAUCUGGCUUGUUUGAAGAUCACAUUUUGCAUUCAGUAAACCAUUUUAUAGAAGGAAAAUCUGUGGGGCGUGAUAGUAUAAACUUUCUUAGUUUGGUAGGAGUGCCCUCAUUCAAGGAAAAUGGAUUUCCUGGAUGCACAAGGCAUCCAAAUAUUGGCCCCAUUCUGGGAAUGAUGAAGUCAUCCAGUCUAAUUAGUUUAGUAGUUCCAAAGACUCCAUAUACACUUGAAAAUGUCCUACACUAUAGUCCUAGUUUCAUAAAAUCAGAUUGGCAUGUGCGGUUUAUAAUCUACCAGCUACUCUCAGCUCUCUGUUACAUGCAUGGUCUAGGUAUUGCCCAUGGGAAUUUACAUCCAGAAAACAUUUUAUUAACUGAUACAUCUUGGUGUUGGGUGCAACUAGGUAAGAAGCAGUUGCUGAAAUCCAAGAUCACUAAUGAGGCCUAUAAACAUUCAUAUGGUGAUUUUUGUUUUGAAGGCUGUUCCUCUCAUGCCCUUUAUGCUGAUCUACAUCUCUCUCAAUCUGACAAUUGGCAGUCCAGUUUCCAUAAGUGGUGGAAAGGAGAGAUGAGUAAUUUUGAGUAUCUGCUCAUUUUAAAUAGACUAGCAGGGAGAAGGUGGGGUGACCACACAUUUUAUACGGUCAUGCCUUGGGUCAUAGAUUUUAGUACCAAACCUGAUGUCAAUAUUGAUUCUGGGUGGAGAGAUCUAAGUAAGAGCAAGUGGCGCUUGGCAAAAGGUGAUGAGCAGUUGGAUUUCACUUACUCAACAUCUGAAAUCCCUCACCAUGUAUCUGAAGAGUGUCUCUCUGAAUUGGCUGUUUGCAGUUAUAAAGCAAGGAGGCUGCCGCUUAGUGUUUUGCGGAUAGCUGUUCGUUCAGUUUAUGAACCUAAUGAGUAUCCAUCUAAUAUGCAAAGGUUAUAUCAAUGGACUCCAGAUGAGUGCAUUCCUGAGUUUUAUUGUGAUCCAAGCAUAUUUUAUUCUCUACAUCAAGGCAUGCCUAAUUUGGCUGUGCCUUCAUGGGCUGCUACUCCAGAGGCGUUUAUAAAGAUGCAUAGAGAUGCUUUAGAGAGCAACCGGGUUUCAUGCCAAUUACAUCAGUGGAUUGAUAUUACAUUCGGUUACAAAAUGUCUGGUGAUGCUGCUGUUGCUGCUAAGAAUGUAAUGUUGACUUCAUCAACUUCAAAGUUGCCCAGGUCUACCGGGCGACGCCAGCUUUUUACUCAACCUCAUCCUCCACGUCAUAUCAUUACAAAGGAAACUUGUAAGGAGAACACCCAUCAAACUGAAACAAUUUAUUUUGAGGACAAGAAUGCUUUGUAUACCGGAAUGAGUCAUUUAAGUAAACUGGAAGAAGCUAUUUCAUUCUGUGACAAUUCCUGGAACUUAACCCCUAAUUACAUUGUCCAUGCUAGUGCCCAUUUGAAAAGUAAUCAUCAUAAAGAGGACCAUUUGAUCGAUACCUCUGAGAAUGUGCCAUCUAGAGAAACCGAGUGUGGAACGGAAUGUAAGAGGACCACAAUCAUUGAUUCAAGUGAUGUUCUUGAUAAAUUUGAGGUGGAUGAUGAUUCUAUAGGAUAUCAAGAAUUACUGCUUUGGAGGCAAACAUCUUCCUCAGAAAUUUCUUCUGAAAGUACUGCUAAUGACAUAUUUAGUAUUGGCUGUAUUUUAGCAGAACUUGAGCUGGGAAAGCCUCUUUUUGAUCAUGAUUCGUUAGAUUCUUACUUGGAGGAUGGUGUCUUACCAAGCUCAGUGCACGACCUUCCCCAUCAUAUGAGAGUAAUUGUUGAGGCUUGCAUUCAGAAGGAAUGGAAUAGGAAGCCAUCUGCUAAAUGCCUUUUGGAAUCUCCAUAUUUCCCUAAUUCAAUCAAGUCAUCCUACGUGUUUUUGGCUCCGUUUCAUCUUCUGGCAAAAGAGGAAUCACAUCUUCAAUAUGCUGCAACUAUCACAAAACAAGGGGCUCUGAAAAUGAUGGGAGCUUUUGGUGCUGAAAUGUGCGCUUCUUAUUGCUUGCGCCUUGUAGUGAAUUCUGGCUCAGACACUGAAGCAGAUUUGGGUUAUGUAGUCUUGACAGAAUUUCUGAAAUGUCUCAAGUUAGAGGCAGUAAUCAAGCUUGUGCUGCCAUCCAUCCAGAAAAUUUUACAGGCUAUAGAGGAUUCACAUUUGAAGGUUUCUCUUCUCCAAGGCUCAUUUAUGCAGGAGAUGUGGAAUAGGGUAGGUAAGCAAGAAUACUUGGAAAUGAUACAUCCACUUAUAAUAUCAAAUUUGAACAAUGCUCAUCAGAAGAGCUCCACUUCUGCUGCCUCUGUUCUACUUGUUGGAUCUAGUGAAGAGCUUGGUGUGCCUGUUACAGUUCAUCAGACAAUUAUUCCUCUGCUACUCUCUUUUGGGAAAGGGCUAUCAAAUGAUGGAGUUGAUGCAUUGGUUAGGAUUGGUACACUUUAUGGAGAAAAUUUUAUUAUGAAGCAGAUUAUACCCCUGCUACAUAGCAUCAUAGAGACGUGCAUCAGUGCUUCAUUCGUUCAUAAUGCUGAACCCAUUCAGAGUUGGGCCUCUUUGGCCUUGGUAGACUGUCUAACAGCUUUAGAUGGUCUUGUUCCCUCGAUGUCAACCGAGACAAUUGUCAAGGAGCUGAUUGAGGAAAAAAAUUGCCCAUAUGUUCAGAUUCUCAUGCAAAAAGAUAUUGGGAUCUGUUUGCUUCAGAAAGCUGCCAAGAGUCUUGUUAGAGUUUGCCAGCAGAUUGGGCCAGAUUCAACUGUGUUUUAUGUUCUGCCAAAACUAAAGGAGCUGUUCGAUGAGAUUGCUUUCUCUCAAAAAAAUAGUGAUUCUGUAGAUUUAGUUGGGGGCCUAUUAAAAACUAAACUGAAUGCGGUUGAAGAAGAUAGCAUUGUUAACCGCAUGGACUUGGCGUUACUUUUGUAUCCUGAGUUUGCUUCUCUGCUUGGGAUUGAGAAACUUCGUCACUGUUGUGCCACAUGGCUGCUUCUUGAGCAGUUCCUCCUGCGGCAUCAUAAUUGGAAGUGGGUGCAUACAGGAGAUUUCGUGCAAUAUAGUUCAGAGAGUAUGAAUGGAAGAAGAUCCACAUACAACAGGGCCUCGACAUCAGAGAAUGUGCCUGCCCAUUUUUCACCCAAUGGGGUUGGAUGGUCAAGACCACAAUCACAGGGUAAAAAAGGAUCCAAAAGUUUCCUUCCAAGCAAAGUUAUGUCUGAGCAUCAUCAAAACCUUGCAGAUAGGCAUGGAGCAAGUUUAAAUUUAGAGAUGCAGGAGCCUUGGUAUUGGUUCCCCAGUCCUGCAGCUGGCUUGAAUGGGGUUGAUUUUUCUGCCCGUGCUGGUGGUCCAAAGGAUGAUCUACCAUGGAAAAUUAGAGCAACAGUGAUACAAUCCAUCCGUGCACAUCAUGGAGCUCUGAGAUCAUUUGCUGUUUGUCAAAAUGAGUGUACAGUAUUCACAGCUGGAGUUGGCCCAGGAUUCAAAGGAAGCAUUCAGAAAUGGGAAUUGUCAAGAGUUAACUCUAUAUUAGGCUAUAAUGGCCAUGAUGAGGUUGUGAAUGACAUUUGUGUCUUAGCUUCCUCUGCAAGGGUAGCUUCUUGUGAUGGGACAGUACAUAUAUGGAAUGGACAAACUGGAAAAUUUAUUUCUGUGUUUUCAGAGACUUCUUCAGGGUCUACACAAUUCAUUGAAAGAGAUUUAGACCACGUGCUUAAUUUCAAUCCACUACCUGGUGGGAUCCUUAGUACUGCAUUUCAUGGAAAUUCAUAUACUACGAUGAACUACUUGGAAUUCAGUGAUAAGCUUUUGGUGGGGACUGGAAAUGGAUCUCUCAGAUUUAUUGACGUCAAUCAAGGGCAGAAACUACAACUUUGGAGGAGUGAAUCCAUAGAUUCGGGUUUCCCUCCCCUUGUGUCAUCCAUUUGCUCAUCGAGCUCUGCUGAAGUUAAUCCUGAUGAAACUGCAACCUUUCCGUCCUGGAUAGCAACUGCUUUAAGCACUGGCUACUGCAGGCUAUUUGAUAUGCGAAGUGGAAAAAUUAUUGCAUCGUGGCAGGCUCAUGAUGGUUACGUGACGAAGUUAGUUGCCGCUAACAAUCAGCAGCUUGUUUCUAGCUCUCUUGACAAAACUUUGAAGAUUUGGGAUUUGAGAAGGAAUUGGACAGCAGAACAAACAGUUUUCAGAGGUUAUAGCAGUGGAGUUUCAGGUUUCUCAGUGUGGGGGCAAAAUGUAAUCUCAGUAUGCAGAAAUAGAAUUGGACUUUCCUCCCUGAACAGCUCUCCAGAUGAGGAUGGGCAGUAUUCUGUCACCCCUCAGCACCUGUAUACGGCGGAUGGGGAAUCAAAGAACAUGUCUGCAUUGACAGCCAUUAGUAUCCUACCUUUCUCACGGCUGUUUCUGGUAGGAACAGAGGAUGGCCAUUUGAAAAUUUGUUGUUAGUUCUUGGAAAAAAUUUUCCACAUUGAAGAGAAGAAAAAAAAAUGUGUAGACGUGGCUCUUGGAUAUUUACAAGGGAUUGAUUGUCCUUUGUCUGGUGUGUUAUGUAACUAACAAGCAAAUCAUUUGUUAGUAUAGUAUAAACUAUGUUUACCUUAAUUUAUUUGAACAAAAAUAUAAUAUUGCAUUAUUCCUAA